AUGCCUACUCUCCUUCUUGUAUGGAUGCUGGUCGCGUCGUUGAUAGCAUCCGUUGCAGCACAGGAUCUCAUGCCGUCUACAUUCUGGAAAAAUCCUAACAUCACAUUGUCCAAGGACAACCGCAUCACCAUUGCGAGUGCUGCUAUCGAAAAAGCGGUUAGCAUGCUCCAGUCCAAUGGGAAAUUUAGCGGUGCAUUCAUUUGUUCCAUGUUCAGCAUUGAGCUUCUAUCUAAAGUAUUUUAA
This is a messenger RNA of Desarmillaria tabescens, 243 nucleotides long. RefSeq lists its product as uncharacterized. The record is from RefSeq and is a predicted model, not a curated record. The transcript is spliced from 2 exons. NCBI's taxonomy places the organism in Eukaryota, Fungi, Basidiomycota, Agaricomycetes, Agaricales, Physalacriaceae. Bases 1 to 243 code for a protein of 80 amino acids.